Messenger RNA from Cherax quadricarinatus, 1937 nucleotides. The record is from RefSeq and is a predicted model, not a curated record. Lineage: Eukaryota; Metazoa; Arthropoda; Malacostraca; Decapoda; Parastacidae.
UUCCCACUAUGUGACUACGUAACUAUUGAUGUAUACACUUUUAUUGAUUUUUAAAACCUCUCCCCCCUUCAUUAAUUACCUACAGCUACCCUUAUUAUCGCUUCCUCCACUCUCCCCUCCACCACAACCUCCAUGCUCCCUGCUCCCUGCUACCUCUACCUCCACCCUGCCUUCCACCGCUACCUCGUGUCACCUAACCCUGCUCUUCCUUUCCCCUCCUCCAGGGAACGGAGAUGCUGGUGAUGCCGUUGGUGAUCAUGGGACUGGUGUCUACCAUCGGAGGGAUGCUGACCUUCCGCCUGCCGGAGACGCUGCAGCAGAAGCUGCCUAACAGCAUGGCAGAGGGCGAGAGCUUCGGUCAGGACUUCACUUGGAGGGACUGUUGGGCUUGUGUCCCUCAGAAGAAGAAGAAUUACGACCUGACCAAUGACUUCGAAGACGACAGAGAGGUGGAGGAGAUAAUCAGUGUGGAGAGCCUGGGGGGUGGGCGAUCCUCUGGAGGUGUGCUGGGCGGUGGGCGGACCAUUGGUGGUGGUUGUGGAGGGGACGGAGUCAGCGAGGCCACCCCCCUGCGGAGGUUGGGCUCCAGAACCCGGUCCUUGAUGCGGCAAAGCAGCGUCAUGGACACCCCCAUCAUCACUGACUCUGCAGGAGCCAUGAAAAUGACCUUCUGGGUGUAGUGGGUGGGUGUAGGUGUAGCGGGUGGCUGUAGAUGGGUGCAGUGGGUGGGUGCAGGUGUAGCAGGUGGCUGCAGGUGGGUAUAGUGGGUAGGUGUAGAUGUAGUAGGUGCGCAUGUAUUCUGCGAGGCCUCAUACGCUACCAGAUAUUACACAUCCCUAACUGCCUUGCUCACACACCCAGAAAACAUAUCCCAGGUACCUGCACACCCCUGAGUGCCUCACACACUCAGAAAACACUUCCCAGGUACCUGCACACCCCUGAGUGCCUCACAAACUCUGAAAACACUUCCCAGGUACCUGAACACCCCUGAGUGCCUCACAUACUCAGAAAACACUUCCCAGGUACCUGCACACCCCUGAGUGCCUCACACACUCAGAAAACAUCUCCCAGGUACCUGCACACCCCUGAGUGCCUCACAUACUCAGAAAACACUUCCCAGGUACCUGCACACCCCUGAGUGCCUCACACACUCAGAAAACAUCUCCCAGGUACCUGCACACCCCUGAGUGCCUCACAUACUCAGAAAACACUUCCCAGGUACCUGCACACCCCUGAGUUCCUCACACACUCAGAAAACACUUCCCAGGUACCUCAACACACCUCUCACACUUCUAAGACCUUCGUCCCUUGUGAGGGCGGCCCUACAGCCGAGAUUGGGUGCAUGAAUGUAGAACAUUCACAAUACACUAGUGAGUGUCAAUGUGUAGCAAUUACUUAACAGCUCGGGCCAUAGAAAGUGUUUAGAGAGAGUAAAAUUUAAUGCUUUUAUGAAACUGUGAACUAUGUUAAAUUACAAAUUGGGAUGUGGUUGAAGUGGUAUGAUUAUUUUGGUAUGAUUGAAAUGGUGUGGUUAUUGUGGUGUGGUUGAAAUGGUGUGGUUAUUGUGGUGUGGUUACUGUGGUGUGGUUACUGUGGUGUGGUUACUAUGGUGUGGUUACUGUGGUGUGGUUAUUGUGGUAUGGUUAAGUGGUGUGGUUACUGUGGUGGGUUGAAUGGUGUGGUUACUGUGGUGUUGCUACUGUGAUGUGGUUAUUGUGGUAUGAUUGAAAUGGUGUGGUUAUUGUGGUGUGGUUACUGUGGUGUGGUUUACUGUGGUGUGGUUAUUGUGGUGUGGUUAUUGUGGUGUGGUUACUGUGGUGUGGUUAUUGUGGUGUGGUUACUGUGGUGUGGUUAUUGUGGUGUGGUUACUGUGGUGUGGUUACUGUGGGUGAUUACUGUGGUGUGGUUACUGUGGUGUGGUUACUGUGGUGUGGUUA